AAAAAAGUUAAUAUCCAUGGCGUCCGACGACCUCUUCGAAGGCUUGCCUCCGCCAGCGGCGCCCGCCGGCGAAGACCCCGCGUCCUCCCCCGCGCUGCCUCCUCCUCCUCCGCCGGCGCCGACGGUACCGAGGCGGUCCGCGCUGAAGAGCUCCCUCAAGCGGGACAAGCCCUCCCCCUCCUCGGCCGCUACCUCCUCCUCCUCCUCACCCGCCGCCGCCAGCGUCGUUCCCCCCGAUGUCGCCGCCGAAGGCCGCGUUCCUGAGAAGCGCCUUCGCUUCAGAACUACUGUUGAUGCAUCAGAGAUGCAAAUCAUUGAAGCUAUGCAGAAGAUAACUUCACACAUUGGAAAUCCUUCAAAAUUCAGCAAGGCGUCAAAGCUAGCUCUACAGCUUAUUGAGGCUGGAAGUGUCAAGCCAGAGACAAUCGGGCACUUCUUUGGUCUAUUAGAGGCUGCAAUGUCUUCACCUGGAGCUUGUAAUGAACCUUCUGUCCGCGCAGAUUACCAGGCAUUGUUUAAUGCUGCUGAGGGUGUGACAGAGUGUUUCAACGAACAGCAGAAAAAUCAAUUUGAUGUAUGGAUGCUUCAUGCGGUGGUGGCUAAUGAUCUCUGUACCGAUGACAGUUUUGUGUUCUCAAAGGCUGUAGGGAAGAUCAAAGAUGCCAUCUCAGCCCUGCCAGUGGCAACAGUGGACGAUGAUAACGAUGAAGCAACAGCACUUGCUGAAAGCCAAUCUGGCACCACAGAGAAUAAGGCAGUUGAUAGCAACACACAUGAAGAAGAAUCCUCUGAUCCUUUCGGUCUAGAUGAUCUCCUCGAGCACAAGCCGAAGAAGUCUGAGAAAGCGGCUGAUGCCCUGAAUAGACAGGCGGACGAGGAGGAGUGCAGAAGACUUCUGAGGUCACGGCGCGAAGCCCUCCUGAAGUGUCUUGAGACGGCUGCUCGGCGCUACAGGAUACCGUGGACGCAGACGACCAUCGACAUCCUGGGGCGGCACGCGUACGACAGCGUGGGGCGGUUCACGGCCCGGCAGCGGGAGGCGGUGGAGAAGCUGUGGAACUCGAUCAAGGAGCAGCAGAUCCGGCGCAAGCACGGCAAGUCGGCGAGCGGGAAGCUGGACGUGAACGCCUUCGAGCGGCUCCAGGAGAAGUACUCCCACGAGAAGAUCAGCAUCCGGCGCGCCGUCGGCGGCGCGGGCGACCGCCGCGCCACGCAGUGGCUCGGCUAAAUCAAGCCGGCACGCCGCCUCCCACCGUACCGUCUGACGAUGAUGACAGACGUCACACCGAUUGGAAUGGCGAGAAAACGACGAUGAUUCCGCCGCUCCCUGUUGUUGGCCUGAAUGUCUGCGGCCCGUUGGGGGGAAAACUGUUGAGCUCCGAUUUUCCACAACGACGGCGCUCACUUCGCCUGAGGCGUUGAUUGGAGUCGUGCGGAGGGUGUGCGUGAGUGACGGAGAUGAUGCAAACGGCGAGCGUGUGGAUUAUAGUUUUCAUAUUCGCAUUCGUGUGUGUGGUGUCCCCAUUCUUGUGAUCUCAUCUUGGGUUGCAGCACUAUCCACAGAUUUCUUGGGCGCCCGUGCGUGUGUGCGUGUGCACGUGGGAAUGUGAAUGGGGUUUGGGUUUUCGGUU
Messenger RNA from Hordeum vulgare subsp. vulgare (domesticated barley), 1631 nucleotides. RefSeq lists its product as uncharacterized. NCBI's taxonomy places the organism in Eukaryota, Viridiplantae, Streptophyta, Magnoliopsida, Poales, Poaceae. Bases 17 to 1228 code for a protein of 403 amino acids. The record is from RefSeq and is a predicted model, not a curated record. The transcript is spliced from 5 exons.